Messenger RNA from Bipolaris sorokiniana ND90Pr, 622 nucleotides. RefSeq lists its product as uncharacterized. Bases 60 to 557 code for a protein of 165 amino acids. The transcript is spliced from 2 exons. The record is from RefSeq and is a predicted model, not a curated record. Lineage: Eukaryota; Fungi; Ascomycota; Dothideomycetes; Pleosporales; Pleosporaceae.
GGGGACUUUGUCGCUCGUGUUAGGCUGGUUAGUUUUGAGAUAAUCCCAGGUAUCUCGGAAUGGGCCGCAGAAGAUGCAUAAUUCAGACAGCAGGCUGUGGAGGAACAUCGCCGAUAUCACGAACGAAAAAAAUAUAUAUGCAGGAGGUGCAGCAGCAUGUGCCGGAGCGGGAAACGACUAGGAGCAAUCUGGAAGGAUGGAAGGGGUUUCUGUUCAACGGGUUGGCGUCGCCCGAGACUUCCCCGAGAAGGAAAGGCGCUCCCCGCAAUUUCUCGUCUCAGGAGGCGGCUUGCGAUCAUCCUCCACUCGUUCGUCCAUUCCUGUUCGUCCAAUGCGCCCCAGCUGCUGGACAAGAACAUGAGCCUUUGCUCCGAACGCCGAUGGACUGCAUCAAGGCCGCCCACCGUAUUCUAGCCUCCGCUUUCACGUCAUCAGUAGUCGCCUUUUUUUUUUUUGCAUCGCGCACAUACACACUAGUUACUCGACAGUCAGCUCCAGCAUGUCGCUGGGAGCGGUCAGCUCCCACCAGACAAAGGAGCAGAGUACGUGUAAAGUAGGCACCGUGCCCGCUAACGCCCACAAUGCAGGAUUUUUAUUGGGGUCAGCGUCGGGGGAAUGGACC